Molecule: messenger RNA, 602 nt
Organism: Mycetomoellerius zeteki
Lineage: Eukaryota; Metazoa; Arthropoda; Insecta; Hymenoptera; Formicidae
Product: proline-rich protein 4
Exons: 4
Coding region: 49-498 (149 amino acids)
Source: RefSeq, a predicted model, not a curated record
UGCUUGAUUUCUCGUGUUCGCAUUACUAACCCCAUAAAAGCAAUCAACAUGAAUAUAAUUGUUUUCUUGUAUCUCGCUUUGUUCGGCAACAUGGUGUUGGCUAGUCAUUUUGCCGAGGAUCAUGGUAGUUCAACAUAUGAAGAGAAAACAAAAACUGUGGAAAUUCCAAUUAUUAAGAAAUUUGCUAUACCUAUUCCGCAUCCUGUGCCUAUUGAAGUGCCUAAGGAAAUUAAAAUACCAGUGCCUCAACCAUAUAAGGUGCCAAUCGAAAUCCCUCACCCGUACCCAGUGGAAGUCAUUAAACACGUCGAGAUACCUAUUGAAAAACCAGAGCCUUUUGUUAUCGAAAAGCAUGUUCCUUAUGUUGUGGAAAAGCCGUAUCCCGUUUACGUGGAGAAGAAAUUCCCCGUGCCAGUGGCGAAACCAUAUCCUGUUCAUAUCCCAAUCUACAAACACGUGGUUCAUUAUUCGUCUUCCAAGGGUAAAGGGUGGAAAUAGAAUUCACGGAUAUUACGUAUUAUCUUAUUAUCGCGUUCCAUCAAAAAAUCCAUUGUACGGAAAAAUUCUUCUCGAUUUCAGCCAGUUCAACGAUUGUAUUAAUG